ACAUUAAAAGUAUGGAAGGGCGACCGCGGAUGAGAGGGACAAAUGAGCUAAUCUCUCACGGAAUAUAAUAGAAAUAUUAAUGCUCUUAGUUGGAAAUCAUCAACAAACAGAUACUACAAUUAUGAGAAAUGACGAAGCGAAAAAUCACACGGAAAAUUAUUACCCUUCAUCUAAUACACGGGAAGAACAGUAUCCAGCAAAGAAUACCAAAAGCGACAUGCGGACUGAAACAAUUUUGGAUUGCACAUCACGUUUUGCGACGAUAUUUCUUGUAGUUGCGUGUUUAACUCAAACUACCAAAGCUUUGCCAUUAAAAGACACUGACAAUGAUUCUCUUUUACGCAUUAUCAACUUUUGGAGGAAUAGAGAAAUCCGAGAAGCUUCAAUGUACGAUGUCAAAGCCAACGAACCAGAAUCUAUUUUCCGAGAAGAAGAGGAUGAUACACAGUUGGAACACCUUGAGCGUCUUCGGCGAUAUGCGGACGGAACACAUAUGAGCCUAUUAUCUCAUUAUCAAGACGCAAAGGCAGCAGGGAACCUGAGGAAAAUCUUAAGAGGGUCCUCGCCUAAAACACACGAUACUGUUUGCUUGGGAGAUCUGAUACCAUACGUCGAGUCCCUUAAAGAACUGCAAUUUGCAUUGGAAAGCUGCGCAUACUGAUCUUUCGAAAACAAAUGUGAUAUCCUUAUGCACCUAAAUCUUGCAAAACUUUUCCCCAGUUUUUAUUUUCUAUAUUUGUGUUUUUUGCUCCAUUUGCCGGUAUGUGUUGCAAUAUAUUUACUGUAAACGUUAAGUGUGAUUCAUUGAUCAUCGCAAAUACUGCCUUUUUGCCGACGCAAAAACUCCUUUGUGUUAUGUUUCGUAUCAGUUAGUAUUUAUUUAUUAUUUUUGCUAUUAUUACUACUACGCCAAAUAAAAUUUAGAAAAUGUC
This is a messenger RNA of Styela clava, 932 nucleotides long. RefSeq lists its product as uncharacterized. Lineage: Eukaryota; Metazoa; Chordata; Ascidiacea; Stolidobranchia; Styelidae. The record is from RefSeq and is a predicted model, not a curated record.